Messenger RNA from Leopardus geoffroyi (Geoffroy's cat), 2474 nucleotides. It is a transcript of the gene SH2D3A, whose product is annotated as SH2 domain containing 3A. The coding region runs from base 181 to 1941 and encodes 586 amino acids. The transcript has 10 exons. Gene Ontology annotation, biological process: small GTPase-mediated signal transduction; positive regulation of peptidyl-serine phosphorylation. Gene Ontology annotation, molecular function: guanyl-nucleotide exchange factor activity; phosphotyrosine residue binding. NCBI's taxonomy places the organism in Eukaryota, Metazoa, Chordata, Mammalia, Carnivora, Felidae. The record is from RefSeq and is a predicted model, not a curated record.
GGCCGGAGAAGGUUGGGCCCGCUGGGGCGGGGAGGGAGGGGCCCGGAGCCGCAGAGCUUUAGGCUUCGCCCCGGCCCCAGCUUCUCGCCAGCUCCGCGGGUCCCGGCCCAGAUGUGGAAGACUGAGGACUGUUGCAAGUACAGAGUUCAGCCCUUGUAACCCUCUGCCCCCAAGAGCUCCAUGCAGGUGCCACAGGAUGGAGAAGACUUCGCCAGCCAGCCCUGGUACCACGGCCCCCUGUCCCGUCAGAAGGCUGAGGCCCUCCUUCGGCAAGAUGGAGACUUCUUGGUUCGUGCCUCCGGGUCCCGCGGGGGCCACCCAGUGAUCUCCUGCCGCUGGCAGGGCUCAGCCCUGCACUUUGAGGUGCUCCGUGUGGCCCUGCGUCCCCGACCAGGCCGACCCACAGCGCUCUUUCAGCUGGAGGAUGAGCGUUUCCCAAGCCUGACCUCCCUGGUUCUCAGCUAUGCGACCGGGCAACGUCCGCUCUCCCAGGCCACCGGGGCUGUGGCCUCCAGACCCGUGAUACGGCAAGGACCUAUUCGACGCAGCUUUAGUGAGGACACCCUCCGAGGCAGCCCAGCUCUGACAGAGUUGCCCAGGACUAGAAAGUGGAGUGACAGUCAGCCUGCAGGGCUGGAGCACAUGGGGCGGUCAAGAGAAGAUCACUGUGGACCAGAAGCCUCAGCCAUGCCCAUGUGUGCCCUCCCUCGGAUGGGUAGUGACCCCGUGUUGCUAAAGACCCCAGCUCCCCUGGGGUCCGUUGCUGACAGCCUCCGGGCCUCCGAUGGGCAGCUUCAUGCCAAGGCACCAACCAAGCCGCCUCGAACACCCUCGCUGGUGCUGCGUGAUGCGUCUGGACGCCCCCCAACGUACUGUGAGCUGGUGCCCCGAGUGCCCAGUGCCCAAGGAACACCCCCUGGCCACAGCAGCCCGGAGACAGAGGCCCCAUGGUGGGAAGCUGAAGAGGAAGAGGAGGAAGAGAGUAGAAGUUUUGCAAGACCACAGGCUGAGGUCUCUUUCUGCCCCCCUAACAACCCCUCCUGCCUGCUGGGCCCCCAGAAUCGGCCCCUGGAACCCAGAGUCCUGAGUACUCUCCGUGGCCUGUUCCUGGAGCACCAUCCUGGGAGCACUGCCCUCCACCUAUUAUUGGUGGACUGUCAGUUGACAUCCCCACUAACUCCCGCUGCCCAGGCUACAGGACUUCUAGGAGUGACCAAGGCUCAGCGGGGUGCCAUGGGGGUUGCCUCUGGCCUGGAGCUGCUCACGCUUCCCCAUGGGCAUCGCUUGAGGUUGGAACUUCUGGAGAGACAUGAGGCGCUGGCGCUGGCUGGGGCUCUGGCUGUGCUGGGCUGCGCAGGCCCGCUGGAGGAGCGCGCGGCCACCCUUCGGGGCCUCGUGGAGUUGGCACUGGCUCUGGGGCCAGGGGCGGCGGGGGACCUGCCUGGACUGGCCGCGGUCAUGGGCGCCCUGCUCAUGCCCCAGGUGUCCCGGUUGGAACGCACGUGGCGCCAGCUCCGAAGGAGCCACACAGAGGCCGCGCUGGCCUUCGAGCAGGAGCUGAAGCCUCUGAUGCGGGCGCUGGAUGAGGGCGCCGGACACUGCGACCCCGGCGAGGUGGCGCUGCCGCACGUGGUGCCCGCGGUGCGCCUGCUGGAGGGCGAGGAACUCCCGGGGCCGCUAGACGAAAGCUGCGAGCGGCUGCUGCGUACUCUGCACCGGGCGCGUCAGAUGGCUCAGGACGCGCCCAAGUUCCGCGAAGCGGCGGCCCGGCGCCUGCGAGGAUUCCGUCCGAACCCGCAGCUGAGGGAGGCCCUGACCACAGGCUUCGUGCAAAGGCUGCUCUGGGGAAGCCGAGGCGUGGGGGCACCGCAAGCUGCACGUCUUGAGAAGUUCCAGCGCGUCCUCAAUGUCCUUUCACAGCGCCUGGAGCCGGAUGGUUGAAAGCACAGACCCCCUUCUUCGCACGGGGACACCCAUGCAGUUGCCCCACGCUGCUCACGCAGCCAAUCGCAGUGGAAACCCAUUCUGCCUCACAGAAAGUGGGGGCCAGAUUUGCAAGAACCCAUCCUGCUCCCUAAAAGUGUACAUGAAUCCUAGCGUGAGGGACGGCCUCCUCCCCCCCCCCCCCCAACUAGAAGACCCAGGUGUCUGGAGGCUCUGGACCCCCUAUCCCAGCCCCCACCUCCCCACACGUAACCUACAAAUGGUGAACAUGAGGCUUCUGAUAGGAGGGGAACUUGCAGAGCUCUUAGUCGGAAGCCAGAGUUCAAAUGCUUUUUAAAAGCUGUGUGACUUCUAGCAAAUGGCUCAGCCUCUCUGUGCCCGCCUUCAACGUAAAAGUGAGGCCGUGUACUUUCUGGGGGUUGUCAUGGUGAUUAAAGCUCGGGAGUUUAGGGAUCACGGGUGGAGAACGCCUGGCACGCGGUGGGUGUUCAACACUGCCUUUUCUCAGUAAAGCUGCCACGAGCAAACAC